AUGCACAACUCCUCAAGAAAUGUAAGCAACUGUUUUGAACGGCUUCGCUCUCUGCUCGUAAUUGGGAAAGUAGGAGAGCUGUACAAUUCAUCUGUAUCUUCGAUCUUAAGAGGUGGUUCUAAGUUACUAACAGUGUUGGACUUAAGUGGUGCUUCGUUGGAGACAUUCCCCCCUGAAGUUUCAAAAUUAGUUCUUCUCAAAUAUCUAAGCUUGAGGAAAACAAAUGUGAAAUUCAUUCCAAGAUUAAUUGGAAAGCUUCGAAAACUAGAGACCUUGGAUUUGAAAUAUACAAAAGUAACGAAGUUGCCUAUCGAAAUAGGAGAGCUUCGAAGACUUAGAUAUCUUGUCUGUGAUUAUGGGAUUGAAGUCCUGGCGGAAAUAGGGAAUUUGUCAUUCCUGCAAAAGCUUGGAACGAUAGGGGCAGACAAAGUCAAUGGCAACAUUAUAAUGAGAGAGAAGACGGAAAAAUCCUAUGCUCGUCUCUUGAAAAACUGGGCAACCUCCGUACAUUGCGUGUUGAUGCAUUUGAACAAAAAAUGGAAUGAGUUUGAGUUGCUUGAUCUAAAGACAUUAUCUUCAGGUCCUCCACUUCUACAACAACUUUACUUGAGAGGACAUCUUGAGGAGACACCACGUUGGAUGGCUUCUCUUCAUAGUCUGGUCUCGGUAAAUCUAGACAGGAGCAAAUUAAGGGAUGACCACCUACUGCAAUGGCUACAAGAUUUGCCAAAUCUCCAGCGUAUGUCAUUCCAAAAUGAUGCGUAUGUUGGGGAGGAAUUAUGUUUCAAGGCUGGAGGAUUUGAGAGUCUCAAAUAUUUAGGUCUUUUCGGAUUAAAAGAACUGAGAUGGGUGAGAUUUGAGCAGGGCGCCAUGCUUCAUCUUGAAGAGCUAAAAAUUGGGCACUGUGAUUUGAUGGGGUAUCCAUUUGGAAUCGAACAUCUAACCAACCUUCGAUCAAUUGAGCUAGAUGAAGUGGAUAAAUUAAAGCCUCAGAACUUGUCAGAUAGAGAUAGAGAUGAUGCAUGGGAUGACAACAAACUUGCACACAUCCCUCAUAGGGAUAUCUGGAGUUGCCACAGCACAUAA
Molecule: messenger RNA, 1086 nt
Organism: Ilex paraguariensis (yerba mate)
Lineage: Eukaryota; Viridiplantae; Streptophyta; Magnoliopsida; Aquifoliales; Aquifoliaceae
Source: the annotation of a GenBank genome assembly